Silurus meridionalis is the source of this 2748-nucleotide messenger RNA. Its product is annotated as vomeronasal type-2 receptor 1. Gene Ontology annotation, molecular function: G protein-coupled receptor activity; olfactory receptor activity. The record is from RefSeq and is a predicted model, not a curated record. Gene Ontology annotation, biological process: G protein-coupled receptor signaling pathway. Gene Ontology annotation, cellular component: membrane. NCBI's taxonomy places the organism in Eukaryota, Metazoa, Chordata, Actinopteri, Siluriformes, Siluridae. The transcript is spliced from 6 exons. Bases 34 to 2748 code for a protein of 904 amino acids.
CAGAGCUGCAAACUCAAGGCCAAGUUCAACCUGAUGGGCUACAAGAACGUGGAGAAGAAGAAGGUGGUGAUCGGGGGGAUGUUCUCCGUGCACAACCGUCUCAUCUCCACCGACACCAACACCUCAUCCAACCCAGUGUCUUCCGGCUGUGAAGGGUUUAAUUUCCGUACUUUCCGCUGGACGCAGACGAUGCUGUUUGCCAUUAAUGAGAUUAACAAAAAAGCUGACUUGUUGCCCAACACUGAUCUCGGAUACGUCAUCUAUGAUUCAUGCUUCACCAUCUCCAAGGCUGUUGAAGGAACUCUGACCUACCUGACAGGCCAGGAUGAAGCUGUGCCUAACUACCGCUGUGGGAACGGACCUCCACUCGCUGCUAUGGUGGGGGCAGGAGGAUGUGACCUCUCUGUCGCUACGGCUAGAAUCCUCGGCCUUUAUUAUUUCCCACAGGUGAGCUACUCGUCUUCGUGUUCAGUCCUCGAGAGCAGGUUCCAGUACCCCACCUUCCUGCGCACCAUCCCGAGCGACGAGCACCAGUCGGUGGCCAUGGCUCAGCUGGUGCUGCAUUUCGGCUGGACAUGGGUGGGCACCAUCGCUUCGGACGACGACUACGGCAAAUACGGUAUCAAGCGCUUCAAAGAGGUCGUCGAGGAAGCAGGUGUGUGCAUCUCCUUUUCUGAAACGCUCCCCAAGUUCACCGCUCCGGAAACCAUCAAGCGCAUCGUCCGCACCAUUAUAGACUCCACAGCCAAGAUCAUUGUGGUGUUCUCAUCCGAUGUGGACUGGAGUCCGCUGGUGGAGGAACUUCUGCGCAACAACGCCACCAACCGCACGUGGAUCGCCAGCGAAAACUGGGUCACGUCUGCGCUCAUCUCGCGCCAACCCAAUGUUAUGUCCUUGCUGGGGGGGACGAUCGGAUUCGCCAUAACUCGAGCGCACAUCCCAGGCCUGCGGGAGCACCUCCUUAACAUCGACCCCUAUCAGGACAGCUUGACUGAGGAGUUCUGGCAAACUGCCUUCAACUGCACGCUUAGUUACAGCCGAGCGCUGAGCAACGCCCGGACACAGCUGGCCACACAGGUGGGAAACGCGACGGCAUCGCGGGCCGCAGCGAGAUUGGCGCCGCUAGGCUUGUGCAACGGGAAGGAAAGUCUGGUGGAACUGAAUAACACGUAUUCAGACGUGUCCCAGUUGAGACUGACAUAUAAUGUGUAUAAGGCCGUGUACGCAGUGGCCUAUGCUCUACACAACCUGGAGUACUGCGUUCCCGGGAAAGGACCUUUUGUCGGUGGCUCAUGUGCUGACAUCACCAACUUUGAGCCUUGGCAACUGAUGUACUACUUGAAAAACCUGCGCUUCACCGUCCCCAACACCCGAGAGGUGAUCUCUUUCAACGAUGGCGAAGUUCCUGGCUUUUACGAGAUCCUGAACUGGCAGAGGGCUUCAGAUGGAGGGGUCACGUACACACAUAUAGGACAAUACAACAGCACGGCGCCCGCCGGCGAAAAGCUGUACAUCGACAACUCCUCCAUUAUAUGGCAUAACGAUGUGCUGCAGACGCCACGCUCUGUGUGUAGCGAAAGAUGCCAACCUGGCACACGUAUGGGCAUCCGUCAGGGAGAACCCGUCUGCUGCUUCGACUGCAUCCCGUGUGCAGACGGAGAGAUUUCUAACACUACAGAUGCCAGAGGUUGCCUUCAGUGUGGGGAGGACUACUGGUCCAACGCCAACCGUGAUGCCUGUGUACCAAAGACCAUUGAGUUCCUGGACUUCAGUGAGGCUCUGGGCAUCACGCUGAUCGUCAUCUCUGUUUUUGGUGCUCUCCUGACCAUCAUGGUGGCCAUAGUGUUCCUAAAAUACAUAAACACACCACUGGUGCAGGCCAACGAUGCUCUGCUGAGCUUUACCCUGCUGCUGGGGCUAGUGGUCACGUUCCUCUGCUCCAUCGUGUUCCUGGGUGAGCCACGGCUUUGGUCCUGCAUGACUAGCCAGGUGGCUCUGGCUCUUGGUUUUGCCCUGACUCUGUCGUCCCUCAUGGGAAAAUCAUCUCUGCUGAUGCUCAGAGCGAGAGCAAUCAAAGCCAUGAGGGUUGCAGCUAAAGCAGCCAAAGCGGCGGCCGCCGCCUCCGAGCAGAGCGGUGACACGGCAGCGAUAGCUCCUGCCAUUCCACAGAAAAACGACAUUGAUCCGAUCAAACCUCCUCAACAGAGAACCAUGAUGAUCGUGUGCACGCUGAUCCAAGUCGUAGCCUGCACCGUGUGGCUCAUCCUGCUGCCUCCUCAUCCUGUGAAGAACACGGCUGCCCAGAACAUCAAAAUCAUCCUAGAGUGUGAUCCAGGAAACAUCAUCUUCAUCUGCUGUAUAUUCGGCUAUGAUGUUCUCCUGGCGCUGCUGGCCUUCAUAUUCGCCUUCAUCGCACGCAAGCUCGAGGACCACUUCAACGAGGGCAAGUGCGUGACCUUCGGCAUGCUGGUGUUCUUCAUCGUCUGGAUCUCCUUCGUCCCUGCUUACCUGAGCACACGCGGAAAGUUUAUGGUAGCCGUCCAGAUCUUCGCCAUCCUGGCUUCCAGCUUCGGCUUGCUCGCGUGCGUGUUCCUCCCCAAGUGCUAUGUGCUGCUGGUUAAACCCGACAGGAACAAGGAGGAGCUGAUGGUGCCCAGGGCCAAGCGGCCUGAAUCUGGAGCCACUGGAACAUCUGCCUCACUCGCCACCACCAACACCAACGGCACCAUCGCCACGAUUGACGGAUGA